UGUCAGUGGUCUGUGAAGUGGACAGGGAAGAGUUCCAUCGUGCUUUCAAUGAACAAAUACGGAGUGCCUACUUUCUCAGGCCUUAUUUUGGGCGCUGUGCUAUGCGGUGAACAAGACAGACAAAAUGUUAUACCUCUUGAAGCCUACUGACGGGAGUUUUUUUAAAAUGGCUCUGAGCAAAUCAAUGCAUGCAAGAAAUAGAUACAAGGACAAACCUCCUGACUUUGCAUAUCUGGCAUCCAAAUAUCCAGAUUUUAAGCAGCAUGUUCAGAUAAAUCUGAAUGGAAGAGUGAGCCUUAAUUUUAAAGACCCUGAAGCAGUCCGAGCUCUGACUUGUACUCUCCUAAGGGAAGAUUUUGGACUUUCUAUUGAUAUUCCAUUGGAGAGACUAAUUCCCACAGUUCCCUUGAGACUCAACUAUAUUCACUGGGUAGAAGAUCUGAUUGGUCACCAGGACUCUGACAAAAGUUCUCUCCGAAGAGGAAUUGACAUAGGUACAGGGGCCUCCUGCAUCUACCCGUUACUUGGAGCAACCUUGAAUGGCUGGUAUUUCCUUGCAACAGAAGUGGAUGAUAUGUGUUUCAACUAUGCAAAGAAAAAUGUGGAACAGAAUAACUUAUCUGAUCUCAUAAAAGUGGUGAAAGUGCCACAGAAGACGCUCCUGAUGGAUGCUCUGAAAGAAGAAUCUGAGAUCAUCUAUGACUUUUGCAUGUGCAACCCUCCUUUUUUUGCCAAUCAGUUGGAAGCCAAGGGAGUAAACUCAAGAAAUCCCCGAAGACCUCCACCUAGUUCUGUUAACACAGGCGGCAUCACAGAGAUCAUGGCAGAAGGCGGUGAACUAGAGUUUGUUAAAAGGAUCAUCCAUGACAGUCUACAACUGAAAAAAAGAUUAAGAUGGUAUAGCUGUAUGCUGGGAAAGAAAUGCAGCCUGGCGCCUCUGAAAGAAGAGCUUCGCAUCCAAGGGGUCCCAAAAGUCACCUACACUGAAUUCUGUCAAGGUCGGACGAUGAGAUGGGCCUUAGCUUGGAGUUUUUAUGACGAUGUAACAGUACCAUCACCACCAAGUAAGCGAAGAAAAUUAGAGAAACCAAGGAAACCCAUUACGUUUGUGGUGUUGGCGUCCGUGAUGAAAGAGUUGUCCCUGAAAGCAUCGUCUCUGGGCUCCGAGACGGGGGAAGGCAUCGUGGUCGUCACCACGUGGAUUGAAAAGAUUCUCACUGAUUUGAAGGUCCAGCAUAAACGAGUUCCCUGUGGAAAAGAGGAAGUUAGCCUUUUCCUAACAGCCAUAGAAAACUCCUGGAUUCAUUUACGGAGAAAGAAAAGAGAGCGAGUGAGACAGCUGAGAGAAGUCCCUCGCGCUCCUGAGGAUGUCAUUCAGGCCUUGGAGGAGAAGAAAUCCGCCCCCAGAGAGCCUGGCAACAGCCAGGAGAGGGCGCCGUGCAGGCCUGCUCUGCGGGAAGGCAAGCCUGCUGAUGCGGAGGGCCAGGGCCUGAGCCAGGAGUCGCUGUCCCUGGAGGAAAACCCAGAACCCAUGGAGGACGAAAGGAGUGAGGAGAAGGGAGAGAUGGAGGUUUUGGAAAGCUGUAAAGGCUCUAGCAACGGAGCCCAGGACCAAGAGGCUUCUGAGCAGUUCAGCAACCCCAUGGCCACCAAGGGGAAGCGUCUCCCAGGCAUGGCUGGGCAGUACCUGUUUAAGUGUUUGAUCAAUGUUAAGAAGGAGGUGGACGAUGCCUUAGUUGAAAUGCAUUGGGUUGAGGGCCAGAACAGGGAUUUGAUGAACCAGCUUUGCACCUACAUACGUAACCAAAUUUUUCGGCUUGUUGCUAGUUAACUGGAAACAUCUUGCACAGCUGGAGGCAUGUUUAUAGGAGCUGGCUUUGGAGUGGCUGUGGGGUGGCAGGAGGAAUCCCAUCAGUGGUCCAUCUGUAGCAUUACGGGCCACUGACACGAAUUAUCUUCAGAAACUAGAACCUGUGAAUCUAUCCCACCUCCCCCCACCGCCUUGCUGCUGUUCUUUUUAAGUUACAGGAGUUGUAGUAUGGUCGUUUACAAGGAGGAAUUGUGGUUGUAACAACCGAAGGCCCUCGGUACACUCCCGAAGCUUUGAAAGCUGGCUAGAGCUGGGCCCCUCAGCUGUGGACUGCUUCUUCACGGCCAGAAGUGCUGUUUGUGGAGUGUGGGCCGGGCAGCACUGCCUAGUAUGCCAUGCUC
This is a messenger RNA of Saimiri boliviensis boliviensis (Bolivian squirrel monkey), 2211 nucleotides long. RefSeq names its product methyltransferase 16, RNA N6-adenosine (gene METTL16). The record is from RefSeq and is a predicted model, not a curated record. Gene Ontology annotation, molecular function: 23S rRNA (adenine(1618)-N(6))-methyltransferase activity. Gene Ontology annotation, cellular component: nucleus. NCBI's taxonomy places the organism in Eukaryota, Metazoa, Chordata, Mammalia, Primates, Cebidae. Gene Ontology annotation, biological process: rRNA base methylation.